This is a messenger RNA of Saprolegnia parasitica CBS 223.65, 1182 nucleotides long. RefSeq lists its product as hypothetical. The transcript has a single exon. NCBI's taxonomy places the organism in Eukaryota, Oomycota, Saprolegniomycetes, Saprolegniales, Saprolegniaceae. The coding region runs from base 50 to 1069 and encodes 339 amino acids. The record is from RefSeq and is a predicted model, not a curated record. Gene Ontology annotation, biological process: signal transduction. Gene Ontology annotation, molecular function: 3',5'-cyclic-nucleotide phosphodiesterase activity.
GGCCAGACGGCGGGCCUCUGCCACAUUGCCACUCGCCAAAACUCGCCCGAUGCUGCACGUGGAGGCCGCGCACUCGUGGACGCUCGAUGUCUUUGCGCUCUCGACGCCCGAGAUGAUCUCGCUCGCGACGCGGCUCUUGCACUGGGCCGGCGUCGACGCCUACCUCGGCGUCUCGACCGCCGAGCUCCAUGCGUUCGUCGUCCGCGUCGAGGCCGAGUACCGCGACGUGGCGUUCCACAACUUUCGCCACGGCGUGUGCGUCAUGCACGUGACGUACCUCGUGCUCCAUGGCCUCGGCAUGCACAUCGUGCGCGACGACGUGGCCAUGGACGUGCAGCACCGGGCCGCGCUCCUGCUCGCCGCGCUCUGCCACGACGCGCAGCACGACGGCCGCACCAACCAUUUCCACGCCGCGACCAAGUCCGCGACGUACCUCCGCUUUCCCGUGCGCGCGCCGCUCGAGCACUUGCACGCGGCGACGACCUUGCACCUCCUCGACGACACGUGCCUCUUGGCCAAGCUCCCGCGGCCCGAGGCGUUGACGCUCCGGACGCGCAUCGUCGACCUCAUCAUGGCCACGGACAUGAACCUCCACGACGAGGUCCUCGCAAACGCCAAGGCCGAACCCACCGACAUUGACGCAGUUGCGAAACUCAUCCUCCACUGCGCCGAUAUCUCCAACCCGAUCAUGACGACCGACAUGUCGCGGCGGUGGGCCAAAUGUCUCAUGGACGAGUUUGCGGCGCAGGUGGCGGACGAGCGCCGACUGGGGCUGCCCAUCUCGACGUUCAUGAUCGCCGCGCCCAACAGCCGCGACGAAGCGAGGCUGCACAUGGACUUCAUCGAGCGCUACUCGGGCGACGCGUGGCACACGCUCGUCGACGUGCUCAAGACGAGCCCGGACCUCUUUGCGACCUGCCUCUCGAACCUCGCGGCCAACGAAACAUACUGGCGGUUGCGCAUUGAUAAGUAUACACCGUCGCCGGCGCGGUCCUUGAGCCACACGAGCCCCACCGAGACCUCGCCCGUGGUGCGCCCGCCAUGCGUCGAGUCGCUCCAGGCCGCAUGAUGCACCACCCAUGAUAGACCCCAACAUUAGUUAGUAGACCAACCUCCUUGUACCAUAUUAAGAUUCGACACGACUCCCUAUUAUUACUAUGAGACACGCAACGUAUUGUCUGC